UGGCAUGCUCAGUAACGUAUCUAUGCAUCUUGCAUGUCUAAUAACAGAAAAUAUAACAGAUAAAAGUUAUUUGUGAAGUCGAAUUCAUCGAAGUAGUUGUGAUUGCUAAUACAUUGAGUCUUCUACGAAAAUGCAAAAAAUUGGAAAAUUAAAUUCGUCGAUUGAUAUCAUACCCUUGCAAGGAUCUAGCGGUGAUUAUAAAUCAAAAAACAUGGACAGUAAAAACAAAAUCGAAAAUUGUCACCGACAUUUCAAAGAUCAAUUAUUAUCUCGCGUGCAAACGUAUAUGCAUGAAAAUGAAAACAGAGUAUAUAUUGAUGUGAAUGAGAUGGCUGAUACUCUUCAAAGAAAGUAUCGGGAUUAUCGUGGAAAAAAACGCAACGCAUUCAGAACACUUGUACGUAAAGCAUACGACGAACUUACAGAAAUGUUUGCUAAAAAGAAUUCACGUGAUUGGUAUUCUUAUGAGGAUGAUGACGACGAAGAUGAAGUUGAUGUUGAGUCAGAUCCGCAACCUGCUAUAUUAGGAGAUGUUUUAUUGAAAAUGUUCAAGAAAUCUAAGGGCAAGCAGAAUGGGAAUUCCAGCGACAAAGAGCUUAUAGACAUUAGCAGCGAUGAUGACGUUGAGAAAUCUGAGCAGAAAUCUGAGGAAAAGGACAAAAAUCCCGUGGUUGCUAAUAAAAUUUUACAAGAAAAUGCAGAUUCUCCACCGGUAGUCCAAAAAUCCAGCGAGUCUAAAGAAGAAAGGCAACAAUCGGCCCAAAUGGCAAAGGUCGAGACUUCUUCUACUCCUAAACCGUCAACCGAAACGACAACUAGAAAAAGACAAAGAGAUAAAGAAACUGAUAGUGGGCAAUUGCCAUUAACAAAAAGAGUCAAAACAAUACCGAUUACGGAACCAAAAGUAACAUUCGCGGACGUGGGUGGAAACGACAAGGUUUUGAAAACGGUAUGCAAGUUAUUGGCGCAUAUGAAACAUCCCGAAAUAUUUAAACAACUGGGCAUAUCUCCACUUAGAGGAUUUUUACUUCAUGGUCCACCUGGAUGUGGGAAGACUUUGCUGGCUCAUGCCAUUGCUGGAGAAUUAGGAAUCCCUCUAUUAAAAGUAGCAGCACCAGAAUUAGUGGCUGGAGUAUCGGGUGAAAGUGAAGCACGUAUUCGAGAAUUAUUUGAUCAAGGAGUUGCUAUCGCACCAUGUGUACUUUUCCUUGAUGAAAUCGAUGCUGUUGCACCUCAUAGAGCUACCGCUCAAAGAGAAAUGGAACGAAGAAUCGUAGCCCAAUUGCUAUCGUGCUUAGAUGAAUUAAAUUCAAAAGAAAAUGGAGAUAGAGUUUUAGUUAUAGGAGCAACAAAUCGACCAGAUUCUUUAGACCCUGCUUUAAGAAGAGCAGGACGUUUUGAUCGUGAAGUUUGUCUUGGUAUACCUGAUAAAAAUGCAAGAGCUAAAAUAUUGGCAGUACAUACAGAAAAAGUAGCUCUAGCUCCUAACGUUAAUUUAUCAACAGUAGCUUCGCUCACACCUGGUUUUGUAGGAGCAGAUCUCGUUGCUUUAAUUAGAGAAGCUGCCCUAGCUGCUGUAGAAAGAAUUUUUGAAGACUUGAAUGAGACAGUAAUGGACGUUGAUGUAUCUAAAUCUCCUGAAAUAAGUGAAAUCAAUCCUCAGGCUGAUAAAGAAGUUACAACAUUUGAAAACUCAGGAAAUUUAGUUGAUGAUAUUGUGACUGGUGAACGCCCAACGUCUAUCGAAGAUACUGUAUCAUCUAUCAGUAAAACGCAAUCAGAAAAUUCCAAUGCAGGAUUAGAAAUGGAUGUUACACAAGAGCCAUCUAAGUCACCAGAAUUAUCAAAUUUACUUACAUGGUUACAAAACGAACCUCCUCUUUCGGCGGAAAAAUUAUCUAAACUUUGUAUCGAGGAAAGAGAUUUUGAAGCUGCUUUACGUGUCGUUCAACCUUCUGCAAAAAGAGAAGGAUUUGUUACAGUACCUGAUGUUACAUGGAACGAUAUUGGUUCAUUACAAGAUAUCAGACAAGAAUUACAAAUGGCUAUACUUGCUCCUGUACGUCAUGCUGAACAAUUCGAAUCGUUAGGUUUGAAUUCUGCCACAGGUGUAUUAUUGUGUGGUCCACCAGGUUGUGGUAAAACGUUAUUAGCUAAAGCUAUUGCCAACGAAGCUGGUAUUAAUUUCAUUUCUGUAAAGGGACCUGAACUUCUCAAUAUGUAUGUUGGUGAAAGCGAGAAAGCAGUACGCCAAUGUUUUAUGAGAGCAAGAAAUUCUGCCCCAUGCGUUAUAUUUUUCGAUGAAUUAGAUGCAUUGUGUCCUAAGAGAACAGAAGGUGACAAUUCAGCCACGUCGAGAGUAGUUAAUCAGAUGCUUACGGAAAUGGACGGGGUUGAAGGUAGACAAAAUGUAUUCUUAAUGGCUGCCAGCAAUCGUCCAGAUAUUAUUGAUCCUGCUGUAUUAAGACCUGGAAGAUUGGAUAAAAUUUUAUACGUAGGUUUACCAACAGCAGCGGAUCGCGUUGAUAUUAUAAGAGCAUUGACUAAGAAUGGUACAAAACCAAAAUUAGCUGCAGAUAUAAACUUGGGAGAAAUUGGAUAUAACGAUAAGUGUGAUGGCUUCACCGGAGCUGAUUUAGCAUCGCUGAUUAGAGAAGCAGGAUUAGAGGCAUUGCGAGAAUUGAUGACAGGAUUUCAUGGACAGCCAGAGAUUUGCAUGCGGCACAUUUCUAUUGCGUUUGACAAAGUUAGACCAUCGGUUCAUGAAAAAGAUAUCAAAAAUUAUGAAAAAUUAAAAAAGCUAUAUUCAGUUAAGAAAUAUUCGGAGGUAACACCUAUGGAUAAUACUCCGUUGGAAACACCUAUAGUGGAUGUAGUUAUGGAAGCAGUGGAACCGAUGGAAACAUAAAACAAUUUUAUUAAAGAUUUUGUGGCACUUCUCUUCCAUUAUCAAAGUCUUAUCAAAAUUUCUAACAACAUUAAAAAUAACUAUUAUGUAAGAUAAUAUUUUUACGUUAGAAAUGAUAUGCAUUAGAAUUUUUAAGUUCCAAUAUUUGCAAAUUAUGUAGAUAUAUUCCUUUUUUAUUCUGAUGUUGAUAUUAUAUAGUAAAAAGAAUCAUUUAAUAAACAAGACAA
Messenger RNA from Polistes dominula (European paper wasp), 3135 nucleotides. RefSeq names its product nuclear valosin-containing protein-like smid (gene smid). Gene Ontology annotation, molecular function: ATP binding; ATP hydrolysis activity; RNA binding. Gene Ontology annotation, biological process: ribosome biogenesis. Gene Ontology annotation, cellular component: nucleus. The record is from RefSeq and is a predicted model, not a curated record. Lineage: Eukaryota; Metazoa; Arthropoda; Insecta; Hymenoptera; Vespidae.